This is a messenger RNA of Cladophialophora psammophila CBS 110553, 1512 nucleotides long. RefSeq lists its product as uncharacterized. Gene Ontology annotation, molecular function: G protein-coupled receptor activity. Gene Ontology annotation, biological process: G protein-coupled receptor signaling pathway; cell surface receptor signaling pathway. The record is from RefSeq and is a predicted model, not a curated record. The coding region runs from base 1 to 1512 and encodes 503 amino acids. NCBI's taxonomy places the organism in Eukaryota, Fungi, Ascomycota, Eurotiomycetes, Chaetothyriales, Herpotrichiellaceae. The transcript has 5 exons. Gene Ontology annotation, cellular component: membrane.
AUGUCUUCCACAUCUAGUCUGGGGGGCUCCUGCCCUGUUCCCUUUCUGCAACAGAGCCUCUUCCCAGAUACAGGGGGAUUUAUGGAGGGACGAUUUUGCAUGCCUCUGUCCACGCUUCAGCCCAACCUCACCUGCUGUUUACCCUGCCCGAUGACAGACUGGACAUACUCGGAUGGAUUUGAAGCCCGUACCGAGAUCGCCAACUGGGUAAAUGUGGCAGCUUUUGUGCUUUCCAUAUAUCUUCUUCUUUCAUUUGCUGUUCUUCCAGUCAAAUAUACUCAUAGACACUAUUUGAGUGUCUGUUUGACCUUGGGAGUGGUUUUCUUGGAGCUUGCUUUCAUUAUCCCGUUGGCCACAAAGCCAGCACAGUGUUUCAACGAAAUUACUCCCAAUGAUAUGAAAUCGAGCGGCUCUUGCGCAAUUAGCGGCGCCUUUCUGUUAUUUGGGGGUUGGGCCGUUGUCAUUUGGGUUUUCUGCAGAGCCCUAGCCCUCCAUCUCCAGAUUUGCUGGGAGGUGGCGCUUGGGGACAGAUCAUUCUACACGGCACUGGUGUUGGGAUGGCUGGUCCCCGUUGUCGGCCUUGCAUUGACUCUCAGCCUGACUGGAGUCUCAUUCCGCUUCGGCAACGUCUGCCACAUCAACCACAAAGAUGCUCUUCAAGAUUAUUGGGGGCCGCUUUUGGCUUUCGCCGCCUUAGCUUUGGUGCUGCAGUUCGUCACAAUCGGCUAUUGCAUUCAAGUCUAUGUCAAGAGCCUUCUCGAUGACAAACAAACAACAAAUACCAGCUCGCAGCCGCCAACAUAUCAAGGGAGUAUGAGGACGGUGACUGCGAGACAGACCUAUCGCCGAGUCAAGAGGGUGAUCGAGCUUCAAUGGCGUGGAGCUAGCAUCGUGCUCGUCAUGAUUGCAGAAGUCGUGUUCUUCUCGGUGAUCUUUGUCUCCAUGGACAACAGUACACAAGUCGAUGCUGGGCUUUUGCAGAAGUCGGAGCCUUGGCUCACGUGUUUGGUUGCCAACAAAGGAGACAAAAACAAAUGCCUAUCGCUUGCAAGCGGACUGGUCAAACCAGAGGGGAUCGUUCUGGCGGUGCUCGUUGUUCUUGGGUUGAGCGGCUUCUGGUGCCUGAUAUUCAUGGGGCGAUGGUCUAUGACCCAUGGCUGGGCAGAAUUUUUCCGAACAAAAUUGUUUCGAAAGAAUGAAUUUGUCUCGGCUGAUGCCAGACGGUUCUCCAACGACCCUCGUACGUACGAAAUGCUGAGCGGAGCGACGCCUCAACUGAACAUCACAACCCCAGAUCGCGCUUUGACAAGCCCAAGAAUGCGGACGGAAUUCUCCCCCACGGACACGAAGCAAGACCCCUACGGCUCGGGGCGAGCCUAUGUCACCCCCGUAUCGAGCUAUUCCCAUCCCAUGCCUCCGAGUCAACACAAGGAUUGGGAUCCAAAAUUGACGCAUGCCAAACCAAUGGAAUUAUUCGGAAAAGCUGGUGAAAUGAAUAUAUACCCGGGAUGA